Leptidea sinapis is the source of this 4562-nucleotide messenger RNA. RefSeq names its product toll-like receptor Tollo (gene Tollo). The transcript has a single exon. NCBI's taxonomy places the organism in Eukaryota, Metazoa, Arthropoda, Insecta, Lepidoptera, Pieridae. The record is from RefSeq and is a predicted model, not a curated record. Gene Ontology annotation, biological process: signal transduction. Gene Ontology annotation, molecular function: protein binding. The coding region runs from base 230 to 4060 and encodes 1276 amino acids.
CCCAGUCGUAAGCGCGAUCGUACGCGUCACGAGCUCCUAACAGCGCUACGGACAUACGAACUUGUCCAAUUAGUGCUUUCGCGGAACAAGACUGGUUUCAACGGUGAAAUAGAACGAAGUAUAAGCAACAUGAACUCAUUGGAGCAAUUACAUAAUUAUGUCUUGUUAUAGUGUUGUCUCUGUAGUUUAAUAUAAUGAUCGAGUUAAAGUGAAGUUAGUGGUGAAAACAAUGUGUAUAAUGUGGCUUGCGAGCGCUCUGUUAGCGCUUAGCGUUGUCGCCCCAACAAGGACUGCAUCUCUGUCAACAACGGGAGCUCGGUACCAAGCUCCCGACGAGUGCAGAUGGACUACUGACGACAAUGAUGCUGGAGUGGCAUUGCAGUGUAGAUUAAGAACAAUCAAUAGUGAAUUAGAAAACACAAACUUUAGUGCUAUACAACCUCAUCUAACAGUGCGAUUGCGUCUCGAAUGUAGUGAUGCACUGUUCUUCCAAAGUUCCUUGGCUCCGGGUAGCUUUCGGCAGUUAAUAGAGUUGAGAGAACUGACUAUUGAAUAUUGUAAAAUAGGAAACUUAUCUGAUGGUGCUUUUACUGGUCUCAGGGAACUCAGAAAUUUAACGAUCCGAACGCAUAAUACUGAUUGGUCUACCAUGUCACUAGAAAUAACACCAACGGCGUUUUCCCGCGAUGUUCAAAGUUUAGAACGAUUGGAUCUUAGUGAAAAUAAUAUGUUAACCUUUCCCGACGGAGCUUUGUGUACGCUUAGAAACUUGGAACAUCUAAAUAUGACUGGAAACAGGAUGAGAGACAUCAGUCAUUUUCAGUUUUCGACGGCGCAUCGACAUCCUUCUGAAAAAUGCGGCGAUAAUCUUAUUGUAUUGGAUUUAUCGAGAAACCUAAUAGACACUAUGCCACCGGGACUCUUAUCGGGUCUUAAGAAAUUACAAAAACUGUAUUUGCACGAGAACGGAUUAAACUCUGUUGCAGAUAGAGCUUUAGAAGGAUUAAAUUCACUUACAACGGUUAGACUUUCUGACAAUCAACUUACAAGUUUGCCACCCGAAUUGUUCAGCGAUACUAAAGAUUUAAAAGAGAUAUAUCUGAACAACAACACGAUAACAGUACUUGCGCCAGGAUUAUUUAGUGAUUUGUUUCAACUGUUAGUGCUGGAUUUGUCACAUAACGAAUUAACGUCGGACUGGAUUAAUACCUCAACGUUUUCCGGAUUAAAACGACUCGUAUUUUUGGAUUUUUCACACAACAGAGUAUCCAAAAUAGAGAUAGCUUUAUUUAGAGAUUUGUAUAACCUGCAAAUAUUGAAAAUGCAAGAUAAUUUUAUCGAGCACAUUCCCGAAAAUGUAUUCAGUUCACUUAGAAAUUUACAUACAUUAAUAUUAUCGAACAACCGAUUAACAAACAUAGAGAGUUAUGCGUUCACUGGUUUGAAUGCCUUAUCUGUACUGUCAAUAGAUAGCAACCGAAUAACAAAAAUACAUCCGCAUGCUCUACGCAAUUGUACGUCUCUACAAGAUUUGCAUAUAAAUGGAAACAGGCUCGAUGAGGUGCCGAUUGCAUUGAAAGAAAUCCCACAACUUAAAACUUUAGACUUGGGGGAAAAUCUGCUUAUCAGCAUUGAAAAUGCAUCUUUCAUGACUAUGCAACAAAUGUACGGACUUAGAUUGACUGAGAAUAAUAUUGGAAAUAUUAGUAAAGGUGUAUUUGAUAAGAUGACGUCUUUGAAAAUUCUUAACCUUUCGAGGAAUAAAAUCCACAAAAUAGAAGCGGGCUCAUUCGAUGGUAACGUGAAUCUACAAGCAAUAAGACUAGAUGGGAAUUAUUUGACCGAUAUCGGGGGUCUUUUCGCAAAGUUACCUAAUUUAGUUUGGCUGAACAUUUCCGAUAACCGCUUGGAAUGGUUUGACUAUGCAAUGAUUCCAACUGGAUUGCAGUGGCUGGACAUCCACGCUAACAGGAUUGCUGAACUUGGAAAUUACUUUGAGAUUGAAUCACAAUUGUCUCUGAGCACAUUUGACGCAAGUUCAAACAAACUAACAGAAAUAACCGGCAGCUCCAUUCCCAAUUCUGUGGAGAUGUUAUAUUUAAAUGAUAAUUUGAUAGCAAAAGUUCAGUCUUAUACAUUUUUCAAAAAACCAAAUCUUACUAGAGUGGAUUUAUAUGGGAAUAAAAUAACUAAUUUAGAUCCGAAUUCAUUAAGAAUAUCUGCAGUGCCUCAAGAUAAAUCAGUGCCAGAAUUCUUUAUCGGCGGAAAUCCAUUAGAAUGUGAUUGCACAAUGGAAUGGCUACAAAAAAUAAACACUGGUAACAGAGCGCGUACACAACCCAAACUAAUGGACUUGGAUAGUAUAUAUUGUAAAUUAUUAUACAACCGUGGAAAUGCAUACGUGCCAUUAGUUGAAGCCGCAUCACAUCAGUUUCUGUGUAAAUACGAUUUUCAUUGCUUCGCCUUAUGUCAUUGUUGCGACUUUGAUGCCUGUGACUGUGAAAUGACAUGUCCAAAUAAUUGUACCUGUUAUCACGACCAAUCUUGGUCCGCAAAUGUUGUGGAAUGUUCAAGCGCUGGGUAUGUGAACUCUUUACCUGAUCGCAUACCGAUGGAAGCCACACAACUGUACCUCGAUGGUAAUGACAUAAAAAUGUUACCAAGUCAUGCGUUUAUUGGAAGAAAACGACUAAAAAUAUUAUAUCUGAACUCAUCGAAUAUAGAAAACAUACAUAACCGCACUUUCAACGGUUUGAAAGAACUUGAGACAUUACAUCUUGAUUACAAUCAAUUGAUUGCAAUUGAAGGUCAAGAAUUUGAUGGAUUAGAAAACCUGCGUGAACUUUAUUUAAACAACAACAAGAUUAAGACUAUUGGAAAGGAAAUGUUCAAUCACAUGUCUCAUUUAAAAAUAUUACAUUUACAUCAAAAUAGGAUUACAAUGCUAUCCGUCUGGCAAAUAAGCCCAUCAAUAACUUCUUUAACACUCUCAUACAAUCCUUGGUCAUGUGAUUGCGAUUUUACAGAAAUGUUUCGGGAAUGGACAAAGCGAGUAUCAUCUAUAACUGAUUUAUCGAAUGUAAGAUGCAUAUAUUCGUAUAACAUCACAAAUGGAACACAGAACAGAGAUAUUAUGUCAUACGAUUUUAGCGCCGGAUUUAAUAUUAUUGAAGAAAACGGAACUAUCUGUACAGGACUACCAAGCAUUAACAACAGUAUAAAUGGAAAUUUAACAGCGACAAAAACUAUAAUCACAAAUGAAGAUCUUCAAGAUUAUAUUCCAUUGCUUGUAUCAACAAUGGGAGCGUUUUUACUCGUAUUAUUUGGAGUUAUGAUAGUAUUCAUAUUCAGGCAAGAGAUGAGGGUUUGGUUCCAUGCCAAAUUCGGAGUACGACUGUUCUAUAAAGUGAGUGAGGUAGACCGCGAUGACAGAGAAAAAUUAUAUGAUGCGUUUGUGAGCUAUAGUUCCAAAGACGAAGAAUGGGUUACUGAGAACCUUGCACCUAUGUUAGAACGAGGUGAUCCCUCUUACAAUCUGUAUUUACACUACCGAGAUUUUCCAGUCGGUGGUUACGUAGCAGACAAUAUAAUACAAGCAGUAGAAUCAUCGCGGCGAACAAUUAUGAUACUUAGUGAAAAUUUUAUAAAAUCUGAGUGGUGCCGUUUUGAGUUUAAGUCAGCCCACCAUCAAGUUCUAAGAGAUAGGCGAAGGCGAUUGAUAGUGAUAGUGCUUGGAGAAGUGCCACAGAAGGAUCUCGACCCAGAUAUACGGUUGUAUUUAAAAACAAAUACACAUAUACAAUGGGGAGAUAAAUUGUUUUGGGAGAAGUUGAAAUUCGCGCUGCCGGACGUUAACAGUAAACAGAGGCGCCGCGGUUUGCCUAGUCCGGGGGCGAGUGCUAUGGCUAUGCAUAGGCAUCAUCAUCCUAGAAGUCAUCUUGGGGCAUUACCAACGCCACCAGUGCAUGGGGCGCACCCGGUAUUGCCUCCUCACCCGUCACACGCAGUUCAUCAAAUGCCUUCUCGGUCAUCACCAAGAAACCUUUCCGUCCAUGUGUAGUGAUUAAAGACAAAGAGUGAAGUGAUCGUACAGUUCCAAAUAACGCGUGUGUAUAUUGUGAUGGCUAGUCCGUUAGUGUAUUUAUUGUAAAUAUCACAAUUUGUCGUAAGUGUUGAAGCUUUAUUUGUAUAUAUAGUUUUAGCUACACAAUUUCAAACUGCUUUAACUUUAUAUCACUUACACAUUAUGCAUUUAUCUAAUUUUCAUUACUUUAAUCGGCGAUGAAUUACAUACUAUUAUAAUAUAUGUGUUGAUAUUUUAGCCUAUAUAAUAUGGGCUGUGCUUGUCAGGCAAACUUGUCUUGCCCACUACUAUUAGAACGACUUAAAAUGGCAAUAUUGCCAAAAUCUGUGAUAAUUUUAGAUAUAGUUAGUUAGGACGUAUAAAUAAAUUCCCGUCAAUGUAUAUUUUGUAAUUUAGUUUACUAAAGAAGAUAUUUAUUGUAAAAAUGUGGUCCAAAAGUGAUAAACAGAAAUAAAAGAAAUGAUUGAUUAAAAAAAUA